AUGGGCAGCGCAGUCACUAGACAUCGGGAGAAAGAGACGGUAACCCGGGCGCCUUGCAUCGUUUCCGCCAAGAACGCUAGGCGCAUUGUGAACACGCCAAAGUACCAAGUAGCAGCGAAGUCGCCCGCGGCACCCGAUAUUUACACUCGACGGAAGGACUCGCAUGAUACACCGGCUCUAUCAUUAACGGGAUCAGGGGGAGAUGGGAUGAAGAUUCAAAUGCGUGAAAAGAGGCCCCCGCUACCCCCCUUGGUGCUACCAUCUAGUAGUUGCAUGGUGCGGUCAAAGUACAUCCCCGGCACACAGAACAAGCAAUGGGCCAUGAGUGACACACCACCCUUCGCGAAGGAGCCGGUAGGCGCGGCGAAGAUCGUCCGUGUGCCACUCUCCGCCCCUGUUCCGCCGCAGACCACCGAUGACACGUUUGACUUGCAGUCAGCCGGCAGCAGCUGUCAGGGCAACGAUGCGGGUCUCCCGUUAGGCACGCUGAUGGGCGCUAGCGGCGAUGCGCAGAGGCACGUGGUGGCGAAAGAAAUGCCUGCUUCCGUAGCAACGAAUAGCGGGAAGAGGUCAAACCCUCUUAUGGAGUGCAGCUUUGACGCGAAUGGGGCAUCGAGCGUCGGCUCUGCAGGACCCGUCACCAAUGUGCAAUCCUUCCUUCCAUUCGUUCUUCCACAGAACAUGGACGAGCGGUCUUCGAAUAACUUUAUUGAGUAUAUCACUCAACACGCGUUGGAACUGAGAGGACCACGUGACCUUCUCUGGUUUAACGUGGACUAUGAUCGUAGGCUCCUCCGGCGGCGCAGGGAGCAUGUGGCGAUUAGCUGGUGUCCCACAGAAGAAAUUGCCAUCCCCGAGACAAGCGAAA
This is a messenger RNA of Trypanosoma grayi, 868 nucleotides long. RefSeq lists its product as hypothetical. Lineage: Eukaryota; Euglenozoa; Kinetoplastea; Trypanosomatida; Trypanosomatidae. The annotation marks the transcript as partial. The record is from RefSeq and is a predicted model, not a curated record. The transcript has a single exon.